ACUUUAUAAAACCCAUAUACAGAAGAACCCGAUUCUCACAACGCAGUCCACAUUUGAUCCAAAAGAUCGAGAAAGAAUAGAAAGAAAUAGCCAGACUGUUCUGAAAGUGUAAACCCAGAUGGAGAAAGAAGGUCUAGGGCUGGAAAUCACAGAGCUGAGGUUAGGUCUCCCCAGUGGUCCAAGUUUAGGGGACAACAUCAAGGAGAAGAAGAGGGUAUUUUCGGAGAUUAAUGGAGGAGGAGAUGGAAACGGCGCCAACACUACUGGUGACCGUGACGACUACCGGAAAGGCCAAGCAAAGAGUCAAGUUGUGGGGUGGCCUCCGGUGUGUUCAUAUCGGAGGAAGGUUAACAGCUUGAGUGAGACUUCGAAAAUGUACGUGAAAGUCAGCAUGGAUGGUGCGCCUUUUCUUCGUAAACUGGAUUUGGGCAUGCACAGUUGCUAUGCAGAUCUUGUUGUUGCCUUGGAGAAGCUAUUUGGUUGUUUUGGUAUAGGCGAGGUGUUGAAGGAUGCAGACAGCUGCGAGUUUGCACCCAUUUAUGAAGACAAGGAUGGAGAUUGGAUGCUAGUGGGAGACGUCCCUUGGGAGAUGUUUCUUGAAUCCUGCAAGAGGCUGCGGAUCAUGAAGAGAUCGGAUGCCAAGGGAUUUGGAAUUCUGGAGUCCAAGGGCUUCCUCAAGGCAACGAUGAAAGACGAGCCUAAAUAAUUAUCACUUCAGAAAAAAUGAAGUGGAGAUCCAUUAGUGUAACGUACUAUCGUACUACUGCAUUAGGAAUUCCUCGUCUCGACCUAAAACAUCAAUUUUUUCUUCAUACAUUCCUAAUUAGUUAAUUUGUGGUAAUUGUAAGCAGCGAAUUUUAUCGAAUUCAUGCAUAAUGUUUUAAUUCCUGAUGUGAAACUUUGAUAUAUAUUAAGAUUGAUUGGGGACUCU
This is a messenger RNA of Fragaria vesca subsp. vesca, 931 nucleotides long. RefSeq names its product auxin-induced protein AUX22-like. The coding region runs from base 119 to 706 and encodes 195 amino acids. The record is from RefSeq and is a predicted model, not a curated record. Gene Ontology annotation, cellular component: nucleus. Gene Ontology annotation, molecular function: protein binding. Gene Ontology annotation, biological process: regulation of DNA-templated transcription. NCBI's taxonomy places the organism in Eukaryota, Viridiplantae, Streptophyta, Magnoliopsida, Rosales, Rosaceae. The transcript has 3 exons.